AUGGCAGGACCUCAGAUGGAGGACAGCGCUCUGGACAUGGUGACAUGUGAAGAUGAUGGCGAGGAUGAGGAAGGAAUACAGAAUGGAGCGGAGGAAGAUGAAGAAUGUCAGGAGAUCAUCGAGCCAGCAGAGGUGAAAGCAGAGCCUGCUGAACAAAGUGACAGAUUGACCCCCCAGGAGGAGGAAAUGGAAGAAGAAGCUGAAGCUUGCGCUGUGGAAUCUGGUAUUUUAUUCUGUGUUAAAAAUGCUCCCCAUGUUAACCCCCUUAAGGCUUCUUUUUACAGGUGUGCAGGACAUUGAGGACCAGAGCAAAUUUGGGAUUUACUGUUUGCUUUGUAUGGUUUAUUAUUAUUAUUAUUAUUAUUAUUAUUAUUAUUGUACUUAUUUUAAAAGCAGUUAAAGGGACUUUAGGCAGCAUAGCUACUAGUGCACACUGUACUGGCUAAAAAGGCUUAGUGCCAUCCCCUGGUUUAAUGGCUUAGUAAAAAAAAGCACGUGUUAGCAGAGAGUGUAGGGCAAACAUAUUCUCAACCCAUAUUAAAUGAGACACUGGAACUUCUGCUUAAGGUAUAUGUAAAGAGGAGGUUUUCCCAGACAAUGGAGACCCAGGUAAGGUCCAAACCAUUUGAAAAUGAUUUGAUGCUAUUCUCUGGAAAGGGUCCUCUUUGUACUUGUACCACAUUCUGAGUAAAUGUGGUGCUUAGACUUUCCAUUUAAAGGAACACUUUAAGCACUGAAGACUCCCUAGUAUUUGAAGCAGCACUUUAACAUUACAGCUGAAGUUCAGUAUAGUGGUUAUGGCAAUAGGAGUGGCCUGGCAAGUUUGACUAUUUACAGUGGGGUUUUUUACGUGCAUUCUUUGGGGUUGGAUGAAAAAAAUAGCUUGCAAAAGCGGCAGACUUUUCAACUGCAACCUUUGCAAGCCCUCCCUCUUCUCUUUUCCUAUUCUUAGAAAGUAUUGUUAUGCAUAAAAUGAGAACAUUUUUAGGAUAAAAACAUAUUGCCUUAUUAUAAAUCAAAUGUAAGAACCCAUAUUAUAGAUUCAAAAAGCACAGUGGCGAGCUACAGCAUUAAUUAGCUACAGCAUUAAUUAGAAUAAAAUAUAUUUUAGUUGUAAAAGGCUAAAAUAUUUGGACCUGUUUGCAAACUGUGGUAUGUGGGUAUGUACGUAUACCCAGUUUAAACAGCUGUCAAACUGCUUUUUGGUGAACUGUUUGUGUCGUUUCCCCCUUCCCCCCCCCCAUUAGAAAUAGUGAAUUGGUUUCAGAAAGUUGGCAGUAGUCUGUCUAUGCUAGGCCUGGCUGUGCAGAGAAAUCCAUGAUGCUGUCCGCCUAUGACGUAGCUCUGCACUGCUUAGUUUACAAAAUCCAUUAGGGCAUACAGCUGUAAUCUAAGUAAUAUGCAACAUAGUGUUAUCUAAUUUACCAUCGAUAUUUCACCGCUAUAUAAUUGAUCUCACAGGAGAUAGUAGUGUAUCAGACCGUGAGGAAUCAGGCAAGGCCUAGAUAGAACAGGGACGUGUGAGGGGGAGUGUAUAUAUAGAAUAGUAAGGAGGUCUUUGAAUGGUGGCAUUUUAAGGGGCAAAGGGGUAGGUUAGUAUAAAUAGGUAGGCAGCUUACAGGACAGCAGCCAUCUUAAUUAUCAGUUGGUAAUUGCGUGGAAGUUGCUUCCUAGUGUACCUGCUUGCCAAGUGCUGUUUUUGACCAGGGUCUCAGUAUGGACGAGGCUGUCUUUUCUGCCCUCAGGGCUGAGGCGUUACAAGAUGGGGGUGUGCACCUGCAGGUUCAGCUAGCUUGUCUGCAGGCCUUCGUGGUGAUUGCCACCUCCCCGCUCGGUGGUCGCGGGGGUUCCUGGAGGCGAGCUCGGCCACCUGAACGUUUCACCCCGCCUGGGGAGCCUACGGGCUCUCCUGGGCUCAGCAGCGCAAGCCUGGCCUUGUGGAUCCGUUGGUCUGUGGCCGCAAGGCUUCUUUAACGUCCACCGCGGGCUCCAGUUACUAGCUGGGCGUCGGGGCAGUCCGCUGCAUCCCGUGCCCAUUUCCAGUCUCCCUCCCCAACCCCUUGCAAACCGCGGCCCAAAAAUGUGAUGUGAAUCAAGCCCCUAUAACUGAGAGCAACCCAAUCAUAGUAAUCCUGCGCUCUCUAAACUUGGCCAAUAGGGUACAUUAACGAUGCAUAUAGAUAUAAAUGUUGUCACUAUCAAAUGAGUAUAAACCGGGAUAUAUUAUAAACCCAUCAUUGAUCUAGAUACAAUAGUACUCUUUGGUAAUUACUAAGUAUUGACACAUCAAGAUGAACCAAUAAAAUAAAAAGCCCUAAAGGAUCAUUAGAGUUAGAAUAAGUAAACAAACAAAAUAUGACUCUCUAUAGACUAAAGUAAUAGAUACAUCUCACUGGAUACCCCCAAAGCAGUUCGAUUUGAACUGUCUGCGAUAAGUAUUGAUGUGGACUAAAUAUCCCAAUAAGUAAAGGGAAUAUGAGGAGUAAGUAAGUAUAAUUCAAAAGUAGCCUUUAUGAAGAAUCUGUAGUUAAUGUCACGUAUAUGUUCCGCUUGUGAUCGUACAUUAUUGUAUUCUGUAUAAACACAUGUGAUGGCUAAAUCUUAAGGAAAAGGGUGAAAAAUAGAACGUUUACGUUCAGUUUAAUACAGGGCUCGACAAAUCCCAGGCUCCAGGUUGCCAUGGCGUCUGGGAUUUGUCUGCCUUUUACCUAAAGUGGUCGGCUGGGCAAACAAUGGAGCAUGGAGGCGGCCAGUUCAGGAAGAUGUAUAGCCGCCCGCUCGUGGGAGUUAUGUAGCCAGCAGGCUGGGGCAGUGCGCGGGAGCGUUGUAGCCGGCUAUCCUGGGAGGUAUGGAGGCGGCCGGCUAAGGAAGUUGUGUAGCCGGCCACCCCCGGUAGCAUAGAGGCAGCCAGCUUAGGGAGCUUUGUAGCAGUCUGCCUGCCUGCCCGAAGUAUGGAGGCGGCAGGCUGGGGCAGCGUGCGAGGGAGCAGUCUUCCUGCAGCUCCUCUCUGCUCCUUCGUGCUGUGUAAUGAUGCCGGGAGCCGGAAUAUGAUGUCAUUCUGGCUCUGACAUCACUGCAGACAGUGUAAGUGAGCAGAGAGGAGCUGUAGGAAGAUCACUGUUGCCUCUCACACAGGAAUAGCAGCCCCACUGGAUCCCAGGGCAAGUCCACUAAGCUCUCCCAAAGGUAUGGAGGCUGGGUGGAUUAGAAUUAAAAAUAUAAGUGUGUGUGUAUAUUAGGGAUCGACCGAUUAUCGGUCUGGCCGAUAUUCCGGCAAUAUCGGUAUCGGCAAAUAGAGAUGCCGAUAAUACAUACCAGGAGCGCUGGGCCCAUGACAAGCCCGGUGGUCCUGGAGGGCCCACAGCAAGCUCGCUCUUACCUUCAGCUCCCCGUGUAAAUCUCGCGAGUUCCGCGGCCGUCAGUGGUGCCACGGGUUACUAUGGCAACACUUCACGUGGCACACUGGCAGCAGAGCUGCUGGGAAGAAAGCGCUUGCUGGGCCCCCACUGCACACUCCAUUCCACCGGACCACCAGGGAAUGCUAUAUCCCCCCUCCCUAGCCAGCUAAGAAGCAGUGAGGGGGGCUAAAAAAAAAAAAAAUUUGGGAUCAGCCUGUAGUGUUUUUCCACUUUAAUUUUGAGUGUGACUCCAAAUCCAGACCUCCAUGGGUUGAAAAAUUUGAUUUCCAUUCUUUAAUUUUUGUGUGAGUUUGUUGUCGGCACAUUCAACUAUGUAAAGAACAAAGUAUUUCAGAAGAAUAUUUUAUUCAUUCAGAUCUUGGAUGUGUUAUUUUUGUGUUCCCUUUAUUUUUUUGGUCAGUGUAUAUCCAGAUAGUCUAUAGAUCUCGUACAUUGCAUGGCCAGCAUAUGUGUUCAAAUAUAGAUGUGUGUGUAUAAAAAUACCUAACUAGCUAGAGCAGAAAAAUAAUACUUAACUGUUAGAAUAAAAAAUCGAUAUUGUGAAAAGAAUGGAGUCCACAAGUUGUAUACAUACUAGAAGAUUACGGUACAGUCAUGGAGUGAAGACCUAUAUUUAUAUAUACUAUUAGUAUUGAAAAAAAAUAAGGGUAUAAACAUUUUAUAGAAUAAACUUAAUACUAAAUAAGUUAAAUAUGAUACUGAUUAUAGAAGCUUCCUAUAAUCAGCAACAAAUGAGUUUGGGGGGCACUCCUUUCGGAUAGAGGCUGCCACUGAGGCAUCACGCCGGGGGUUGUCUGAGGAAGUUAUCCAACAGAUCGGGAGGUGGGAACCUAGGAGGUUCUGCUUUUAUGUUCUUCCAGUUGGACCGAUUCUGUUUUCCCUUUUGUCUCCUUAGGUGCCAGAAGGCGAGUGUGGGUCAUCGGCCAGUCCUACAUUUAUUGGGCACAACAGCGGGCUGAAGUUCAUCCCGGGGGACUCCAACUUGGUCUGUCGCCGGCGGUGGCAGAGGUCCGUUGGUUCGGUUCCCGGGGUAUGCGGUGGAAGCACCUGUUGCCUGAAAUGGUCCGGUUGGCUCGCUUAUUCGGCGUUCCUGAUGUGCUCUUGAUUCAUCUGGGGGGGAGCGCUCUUGGCACUAUUCCGGUGUGGGAUCUAGGUACUAUGAUCCUGGAGGAUUUGGCAGAGUUAUGGCUUAAGUUCCCCGGGCUUUGUAUAGUUUGGUCCGAGGUGCUAUCCCGGAAUUAUUGGAGUGGUGCAAGGGACCCCAGGGCUCUUGAACGGAGCAGGAUCAAGCUGAACAAGCGUGUUUCUAAAUUUGUGAAGAGAAUGGGGGGGGUCACAGUGCGUCACCGCAUGUUUGAGCAAAAUGCAGCAAAGUAUUUUAAGAGUGAUGGAGUCCGCCUGACGGAAGAGGGUCUGGAUUUGUUUAAUCUGGCAUUGCAGGGUGCGUUGGAGGAGGCCAUGGCUUUGGUGUCUGGGCAGCCCUGCUGA
Messenger RNA from Pelobates cultripes (western spadefoot toad), 4907 nucleotides. The record is from the annotation of a GenBank genome assembly. Lineage: Eukaryota; Metazoa; Chordata; Amphibia; Anura; Pelobatidae.